AGCGUAAUGAGAAGGCUUCCUGUUUCUGUAAGAGGGUCUGUCGGCGGUUUCUUCCUUUUCAAACUUAAACAAUAGCUAUAUCUUUUGAAGAUAGUUUGAUACAGCUUCUCACUGUUUCAAAUGUAUUUACUUGAACAGAUUACUACCAAAGUGACAGUUACAAAACUCAUACAGCUGCACAGUUCUCACUGGGAGUGUGUUUGAAUUAAAGCAAGAAUAAUCACCAAGCAACUCUGAAUACUCUGUGACAAGAACAACCUGUUGACUGGACCAAAAAUGGCUUCUGGAUUGGAACGUGUCAUCCUGUUAUCGAUUCUUGGUCUAGGAGGAUUUCUGAUGCUGUUUUUAAUGUACCAUAAAUCAGCUCCUUCUCAGAUCUGCCCCCCCAAGCCUGCUUUUCCAGGUCCUUACUCAAAGCGACAUGAGAACAGGUCCUUGUCUAAGCAGCCAGAGCCAGAAAAGCCCAUCAUGCUGUUGUGGUUCUGGCCUGAAAACCGCAGGUUUGAUUUUAGCGAUUGUGCCACUUUCUUCAACAUUGAUGGCUGCCACCUGACAGAUGACAGGUCUCUGUACAACAAGGCAGAUGGUGUGCUCAUCUUUCACAAAUCCAUCAAACACGAUUUAUCCAACUUGCCUCCAUCACCUCGACCACCAUUCCAGAAGUGGAUUUGGUAUCACGUGGAAUCACCUACAAACACAAUUAGGAUACCUGGUCUAGAUAACCUUUUCAAUUUGACCUUGAGUUAUAGGGAAGACGCAGACAUCCCUGUUCGUUGGCGUUUGACUGCAAGGAAAAGCCAGGGUGAAGACUUUGUGUUGCCAAAGAAGGAUAAAUUAGUUUGCUGGAUUGUGAGUAAUAAAGACCCUGCAACUGGAACAGGGGUACGGAAUAACUAUUACAGAGAACUUGCCAAACAUAUUAAAGUGGAACUCUUUGGCAAGGCCUUUGCUAGAUUCUUGAAAUAUGAGGACUACUACUCAACACUCUCCAGCUGUAAGUUCUACCUCUCCUUUGAGAACUCAGUCCACAAAGACUACAUCACAGAGAAGCUAAACGGACCACUUGCAGCAGGAACAGUGCCAGUAGUAUUGGGCCCACUGAGACAGAACUAUGAAGACUUUGUCCCAGGAGAUUCCUUCAUCCAUAUUAAUGAUUUUCCCGAUGCAAAAGCACUGGCUGAAUUCCUCCUCAAGUUGGACAAGGAUGAUGAGGCAUAUCUGCGCUACUUUCAGUGGCGUAGAAACUUCUCUGCUCAGCAACAUCUGGUUCAACUGAGUCAAGAGUUCAUCCAAGCUAUUUGUUAUGGAUGUGACCAUGUAGGACAACAUAAAGAAUACCGGGUUGUUCACAACCUUUACAAGUGGUAUUUCGUGUAAUUAGUCACUUAUGAUGAGCUUUUAUCAUAAAUUGCAUGUCUAUUAUCUUCAAUAUACCAAAAAGGUAUCUUGAUUUAUCCCAUAGGGAGUGCAUACACCGCAUCGAAUGUAUGUUUUAGUGACCAACCGCAGAUGGGUGUCUGACUGCCAACAUUUUUGCGAGAUUCUACAUGUAGAAUCACCUUACACUCUGUUUGCACAUUACGGCUGGCUCUCUGUUCAGAGGUGUUAAGUACUCUCGGCCGACAGACACUACCGGUGUCUCCGUGCCUUUAUACUCACAUUUGUCUAUGAAAACUUGGUAUUGGUAGACUGGCCUAAUAUACACUGCUCAAAAAAAUAAAGGGAACACUAAAAUAACACAUCCUAGAUCUGAAUGAAUGAAAUUCAUAUGAAAUAUUCUUAUUAAAUACUUUUUUUCUUUACAUAGUUGAAUGUGCUGACAACAAAAUCACACAAAUUAUCAAUGGAAAUCAAAUGUAUCAACCCAUGGAGGUCUGGAUUUGGAGUCACACUCAAAAUUAAAGUGGAAAACCACACUACAGGCUGAUCCAACUUUGAUGUAAUGUCCUUAAAACAAGUCAAAAUGAGGCUCAGUAGUGUGUGUGGUCUCCACGUGCCUGUAUGACCUCCCUACAACGCCUGGGCAUGCUCCUGAUGAGGUGGUGGAUGAUCUCCUGAGGGAUCUCCCAGACCUGGACUAAAGCAUCCGCCAACUCCUGGGCAGUCUGUGGUGCAACGUGGCGUUGGUGGAUGGAGCGAGACAUGAUGUCCCAGAUGUGCUCAAUUGGAUUCAGGUCUUGGGGAACGGGUGGGCCAGUCCAUAGCAUCGAUGCCUUCCUCUUGCAGGAACUGCUGACACACUCCAGCCACAUGAGGUCUAGCAUUGUCUUGCAUUAGGAAGAACCCAGGGCCAACCGCACCAGCAUAUGGUCUCACAAGGGGUCUGAGGAUCUCAUCUCGGUACCUAAUGGCAGUCAGGCUACCUCUGGCGAGCACAUGGCCACCCCACACCAUGACUGACCCACCGCCAAACCGGUCAUGCUGGAGGAUGUUGCAGCAGCAGAAUGUUCUCCACGGCGUCUCCAGACUCUGUCGCGUCUGUCACAUGUGCUCAGUGUGAACCUGAUUUCAUCUGUGAAGAGCACAGGGCGCCAGUGGUGAAUUUGCCAAUCUUGGUGUUCUCUGGCAAAUGCCAAACGUCCUGCUCGGUGUUGAGCUGUAAGCACAACCCCCACCUGUGGACAUCGGGCCCUCAUACCACCCUCAUGGAGUCUGUUUCUGACCGUUUUAGCAGACACAUGCACAUUUGUGGCCUGCUGGAGGUCAUUCUGCAGGGCUCUGGCAGUGCUCCUUGAGCCACUUGUGUGGGUUGUAGACUCCGUCUCAUGCUACCACUAGAGUGAAAGCACCGCCAGCAUUCAAAAGUGACCAAAACAUCAGCCAGGAAGCAUAGGAACUGAGAAGUGGUCUGUGGUCACCACCUGCAGAACCACUCCUUUAUUGGGGGUGCCUUGCUAAUUGCCUAUAAUUUCCACCUGUUGUCCAUUCCAUUUGCACAACAACAUGUGAAUUUUGUCAAUCAGUGUUGCUUCCUAAGUGGACAGUUUGAUUUCACAGAAGUGUGAUUGACUUGGAGUUACAUUGUGUUGUUUAAGUGUUCCCUUUAUUUUUUUGAGCAGUGUAUAAGGACCUUCUCAGAGAAGGUCUUUUAGAAAUGUUCUCCGUUUCUGUUCUGGAGGUGUUUCCCUGUUACAACUUGUAAUAAAUUGGAUAGAUUUUUUAUUGGUAUUA
Messenger RNA from Oncorhynchus masou masou (cherry salmon), 3171 nucleotides. RefSeq names its product 4-galactosyl-N-acetylglucosaminide 3-alpha-L-fucosyltransferase 9-like. The record is from RefSeq and is a predicted model, not a curated record. Gene Ontology annotation, cellular component: membrane. Gene Ontology annotation, molecular function: alpha-(1->3)-fucosyltransferase activity. Bases 277 to 1377 code for a protein of 366 amino acids. The transcript has 2 exons. NCBI's taxonomy places the organism in Eukaryota, Metazoa, Chordata, Actinopteri, Salmoniformes, Salmonidae.